UAAAUAUACAUUCAAUUUUUAGCCCAUUCAAAUUUAAUUUGACAUAACUUGAGAAUUUAUUCAAAUUUUCAUGUACCGGUAGAUGUUAAUUAAUGGUUUAAUAUGAAUGAUACAUUUAUUCUGACCUGUACAAUACGUAAAACUGUUUAACAUAUUUAUACAUCUAGCGAUUAAUGGAGAGGCUAGAAUACAUCCAUCGUUUGAGAAAAGAACAAUAUUUAUGUUUUAGAAAUCAAAAUCAUCAUUUCUUGCCAUUUGUUUCUUCAUCAGUCAUAAAGAUUGUAUUUAUAAUUAUAAAAAAAUUUGGAUUAAACUCCAAUACUAAAUAUAUUGCUCUCAACUUGUACGAUAAAUGUAUGAAAAAUCAAUUUCAAGAAAUUUAUAAAGAGAAUAGAAAUGAUAAAAAUUUUAUUCAGUGGAAACAUUUGCGCAACAAAAUAAUAAAUCUUUCUAAAAUAAGAUUAAUAUCUUGCAUUCAACUGGCAAGUAAACUAGAUUCUCACAGCAAUUUUUUGAGGUUAUCACAGGGAGUGACUGCUUUGAAACUGAUAGAUUUCUUGAAGAACCAACAACACGAAUAUUUUUUUGAAACUCUUCUCUUUUCUGAAUUUUCAGUUUGUAAGGUUAUAUCUUUUCAAAUGCUUAUUACUCCUUUAGAUUGUAUUGAAGUCUUAAUGUCAAUAUUAAAUUUUCAAAACAUAUCAGAAUUACGCUCCAUUGCAUUGGAUAUUCUUGAUUUAGUGUUAAUUCAGGGUCAACAAUUACUUUCAAAAUUACAAUCCUUUAAAUUUUGUUCAAUACCAAAAAGUAAAUCGGAACGACUUCAUGGAACGAAUUCUAUGACAUUGGAAUUAGAUCUACUUUGUUUAAGUUCUUCAAUUAUUGUCUGUGCGCUAUCAUAUUUAAAUAUUGAACAGGCUAUGUCUCUUCAUAUAGUUCAAAAAUUAUCAUCAUUAAUAUAUAUAAAUUCUGAAAAAAUUAUUUUAAUAGCUUAUAUUAUUCGUUCAAUAGUUCAUUCUUGUUAAUUUAUUUUUGUUUUCUAUCUUAUGAAUAAUGAUUAUCAAUAAAGAUUUAAAUCGAGUUUCUUCAAUACAUACGUAUGUUCAACAGAAUUUGUAUACAUAUAUAAAUAUCUUUGAAAAAUA
Messenger RNA from Cotesia glomerata, 1145 nucleotides. RefSeq names its product cyclin N-terminal domain-containing protein 1-like. Lineage: Eukaryota; Metazoa; Arthropoda; Insecta; Hymenoptera; Braconidae. The transcript has 4 exons. Gene Ontology annotation, biological process: reciprocal meiotic recombination. The record is from RefSeq and is a predicted model, not a curated record. The coding region runs from base 174 to 1025 and encodes 283 amino acids. Gene Ontology annotation, cellular component: site of double-strand break.